Lampris incognitus (smalleye Pacific opah) is the source of this 3798-nucleotide messenger RNA. Its product is annotated as caspase recruitment domain-containing protein 11. The transcript is spliced from 24 exons. Gene Ontology annotation, biological process: regulation of apoptotic process. Gene Ontology annotation, molecular function: protein binding. The record is from RefSeq and is a predicted model, not a curated record. The coding region runs from base 156 to 3248 and encodes 1030 amino acids. Lineage: Eukaryota; Metazoa; Chordata; Actinopteri; Lampriformes; Lampridae.
UUCCCGGCCGCGGAGGUCAAACGUGCGACUCCUGACUUAGCACAGCUGAACUGUUUUGAGGAGUUUCGCUUUAGACUGCAUGGACUUCUGAGUGAGGUGCGAGUCGACGAGGACUGGACUUUCAUUCUUCGCACAAGUUCAAACAGCCAGACAAAAUGAGCGCUUUUGUCAGGAUGCCAAUAAAAGCUGCCAGCUCUUCCCUGGAGGACUAUGACACGCCACAGGAGGAGGUGCGACCGUCUUCGCCCUGGUCUGAGGAACGCUAUGAGGAGCUGUGGGACCGCGUGGAGGGUGUGAGACACAAGCUGACCCGCAUCCUCAACCCGGCCAAACUCACCCCCUUCCUGCGCCAGUGCAAAGUCAUCGACGAGCAGGAUGAGGAUGAAGUCCUCACUUCCACGCAGUACCCUCUGCGCAUCAGCAAGGCCGGUCGUUUGCUGGACAUCCUUCGAGGGCAGGGCCAGCGGGGUCUGCAGGCUUUCAUGGAGUCACUUGAGUUUUACCAUCCAGAGCAGUACACCCAACUAACUGGACAACAGCCUACACAGCACUGCUCUCUCAUACUGGAUGAGGAAGGUCCUGAGGGUUUGACUCAGUUCCUGCUGCUGGAGGUGCGUAAGAUGAGGGAUCAGCUCCGGCAAAGCCGCAUGUCUGAGCGGCGCCUAUCUCAGCGCUGCCGGGUAGCUGAAGAGGAACGCAGUCGGGCAGAACACAAAGCCCAGGAGCUCCGACAUGACCGCCUGCAGCUGGAGAGGCUGCGACAGGACUGGGAAUCUGGCAGCCGAGAGCUGGGCAAAUUGAAGGACAGAUACCUGGAGCAGGCUUUGAAAUACUCCAGAGCCUUGGAGGAGCAGGGCAAGGCCUCGUCCCGUGAGAGAGAGCUACUGAGGCAGUUGGAAGAGCUUAAGUCCAGGUUGAGGGAGGCUGAUAUGCAAACCAACAGCACUCCAGUCAAAGCUGCAUCAGUCAAGAGAAACGGUUUAGACUCCCACGGUGCCAACGGAACACCACCACCUGUACCAGAAAAGCCGCUGAAUCGUUUUGAGAUUCAGAAAGCUGGUAAUACUGGAGCUCAGGCGCUGAUGGACAUCCUGCAGCAGGACCGCAGGGAGGCCACGGAGCAGAGACAGGAGCUGUGUAAUACUAUCACCAGACUACAGGAGGAGCUACAGAGCACUGAGGAGUACAGGGACAAGCUGGAGUCGCAGUGUGAGCAGCUGCAGUUGAAAGUGAGGACUCUCCAGCUGGACUUGGAGACGGAUCAGAAGACAAGUGUGUCUUACUUCAACCAGAUCAUGGAACUGGAGAAGGAAAGGGAUCAGGCCCUGCGUAGUCGGGACAGUCUGCAGCUUGAGUACACUGACUGUCUGCUGGACAAGAACCGUCUGCGCAAACGCAUUGCUGAGCUUCAGGCCAACAUGGAACAACAGCAGAGGGAGCUGGAGAGAGAGAGGGAGAGGAGCCGGGAGCAGACCAGCCCCUGUCUGCACUGUUCCCACCUGUCUCUGUGCACCGAAGACCAGUGUUAUGGCCCCUGUUGUUCUCUAGACCUGGACCUGUGCGUCAGCCCCCAAAACAAUGGCACAAACCCAGUGCUACGAAAGACACCCUCUAGAGGCCAGGCCAAUGAGAAUUCUGGGGACUCAUGUUCCAAUUCAGAGGAGAAUCUCCUGUCGUUGACAGAGGGCAACGAAAAGGAAAUAAAUAGGCUUUCCACGUUCCCCUUCCCUCCUUGUAUGAACUCCAUCAACCGGCGAUUCAACACCGAGUUUGAGUUGGACUCCUGGGGCAGUGAUGAGAAUGACAAUCCUUCAGGUGAACAGAGCGAGCCUUCUUUGUGGGAUUCAUGGAGCUCGCUGCACUGUCAUCUCUUUCCUCCGGACCUGGUCAACCUGCCUCCGGUUCCUCCAGAGAAACCCCACAACUGUGUUUCAGGGGUGGAGCCCCUUUCUCCAUCGUCAAGUCCCCCCACUACACCAAAACGAGGAGGAGCCGGCCCAGCAGAUGACAUUACAAUAGUAGGGGGAAACCGUACGGGGAUCUUUGUCAGCCACGUGAGAGCCGGGUCCCCAGCUGAACUAUGUGGACUGAAGGAAGGGAGCGAGCUGUUGGAGCUGGAGCGGGUUUUGCUCGGUGGAGGCAGUGUGCUGCUGAGCCAGUGCACAGGAGAGGUCGCCCAUUUUUCUCUGCAGUGGUGGACUGACCCCUCGUCACUCAAACACCAGAGCAACGCAGAGGCCUACGCCAAGCUGUCUUCCCAGCUGUCGGCGCCUACUUUUCAGGGGGCUGACUCCUUCUAUGUACGUGUCAACCUGGACAUCGACCCCCAUGGCGACCCACCCUGUCUGGGGGCACGUUGUGAUGACAUUAUACAUGUGAAAGACACGCGCUACAAUGGAAAGUACCAGUGGCGCUGUUCCCUAGUGGACCCGUGCACAGUCAAGCCCUUGCAGGCAGGGGCCAUGCCCAACUACAACAGGGCCCAGCAGUUGUUACUGGUGAGACUACGAACAAUGGCCCUGGGGCAGAAAGACUUAAAGAAGAAGGGGCUAUCAAAGAAGGGAUCUGGUCGUGUGCGAUUAGUCAAGGCGGUGGCCCCCACCUGUCGUAGUGUUGGCGCCACACCUCAGGUCCUCUACACACUCAGCCACCGUCAUGAGGAGCAUCUGAUCCCUUACAGCCUGGUCCAACCAGUCCAAGUUAAGACUAAGAGGCCAGUCAUCUUUUCUCCGUCGCUGCUGUCCCGUGGCCUCAUAGAGAGAUUGCUGCAACCUGCAGACUCUGGACUGGACUUCAACACCUGCUCGCCAGAGCCCAUCUUGGCUUCAGAAAGAUGUGAUAAGAAAAUAUUCCUGUUGGACACCUCCACUCCAGAGCAGGCUCUGGGGAUACGGCUACAGUCAAUACAAGAAGUCAUCAGCCAGGAUAAGCACUGUCUUCUGGAGCUAGGUCUGACCACUGUAGAGGGCCUGCUGAGACAUGGGGUCUACCCCAUUGUCAUCCAUAUUCGACCUAAGAACAAAACACACAAGAAGUUGAGGAAGCUGCUCCCCCGGCGUGGAGAGGAGGGCAUAAUGGAGGAGGUGUGCCAGGCUGAGGAGCUACAGCUGGAGAAUCUGCCCAUGCUCUACCAUAUCCUGGAGCCCAGCACUUGGAGCUGCACCGAGGAACUUCUUUCCGCCAUACGCAAUGCUAUCCUCAGCCAACAGAGAGCAGUGGCAUGGGUUGUGCUGGACAGGCUGCAGUAGAAUUUAUCUGAAGUGUGGUUACUUUUCUAAAAGGAAUUUCCAGUUUUCACUACCAUUAAAUAAAGCAGCUGGCAGCCACCACCACAUCCAAAAUACUGACAGCGCUGUUUUAUUGGCCUUAACAAUUAUGUCUUUGUUGAAACACUAGUUUAAUGUAAAAUAACAACGACGGGACUUCUAGACAGAAUUUGCAUACAAGGUCACUUACUGAACUUAGAUCAUCUUUGUUCAGUAAUGUCAACAUAAACUGCUGUGUUUGUGAUGAGAUACUUUUGGAGUGCUGGACCAGAUCCAAGGUCAAGGUCAAGACAAUAAAGCAUUAAAAUACAGUUAAAAUAUUAUGUCAUGACAUCUGAAUGCACCAGAUCACGUGACACAGCAUAAUAUGUUAUAAUGUAAUAUUACUGUGUAGAAGAUAAUAAUCAUACUGAAAUAGAAAUUAUAUAUAAGGAAUAAGAGGUCAUUUGGAUACUAUUUUCUGUGUAGGUCACUGGAGUGGCUGCAAGACUGUUAUGAAAUACAAAAGAUGUGGCACAAGGAAAGCUUGGAA